Molecule: messenger RNA, 2243 nt
Organism: Oenanthe melanoleuca
Lineage: Eukaryota; Metazoa; Chordata; Aves; Passeriformes; Muscicapidae
Gene: SSBP4
Product: single stranded DNA binding protein 4
Biological process (GO): positive regulation of transcription by RNA polymerase II
Cellular component (GO): nucleus
Molecular function (GO): protein binding; single-stranded DNA binding
Source: RefSeq, a predicted model, not a curated record
CCGGGCCGGGCCGGGAUGGCGGCGGGGGCGGCGGGGGCGGCGGGGGCCGCGCGGGGCCGGGCCCGGGGCCGCUGACAGCCGCCGCCGCGCCAUGUACGCCAAGGGCAAGGGCUCCGGCGUGCCCUCGGACGGCCAGGCCCGCGAGAAGUUGGCGCUUUACGUCUACGAGUACCUGCUGCACGUGGGGGCGCAGAAAUCCGCCCAGACUUUCUUGUCGGAGAUCCGAUGGGAGAAGAACAUCACGCUGGGGGAGCCCCCCGGCUUCCUGCACUCCUGGUGGUGCGUGUUUUGGGAUCUGUACUGUGCCGCCCCGGAUCGCCGCGAGACCUGCGAGCAUUCCAGCGAGGCCAAAGCCUUCCAUGACUACAGCGCGGCGGCAGCGCCCAGCCCGGUGAUGGGGAACCUGCCCCCCGGGGAUGCCAUGUCCGGGGGUCCCGUGCCCCCCGCCUUCUUCCAGCCCUUCAUGUCCCCCCGCUACCCCGGUGGCCCCCGGCCCCCGCUCCGGAUGCCCAACCAGCCCCCCGUGGGUGUUCCUGGCUCCCAGCCGCUGCUGCCCAACGCCAUGGACCCGGCUGCGCGCUCGCAGGGGCAUCCUGGGAUGGGGGGCCCGAUGCAGCGCAUGAACCCCCCCCGAGGCAUGGCCGGGAUGGGGCCACAGAGCUACGGCAGCGGGAUGCGCCCCCCCCCCAGCUCACUGGCCGGCCCUGGAAUGCCCACCAUGAACAUGGGUCCUGGUGGCCGCGGGCCCUGGCCCAACCCCAACGCCAACUCCAUCGCCUACUCCUCCUCAUCCCCUGGGAAUUACGUGGGCCCUCCUGGGGGUGGCGGCCCCCCCGGCACCCCCAUCCUGCCCAGCCCCGGAGACUCCACCAACUCCAGUGAGAACAUGUACACCAUGAUGAACCCCAUCGGACCCGCGGGGAGCCGGCCCAACUUCCCGAUGGGGCCCGGACCCGAGGGGCCCAUGGGCGGCAUGAGCGCGAUGGAGCCGCACCACAUGAACGGAUCCUUAGGCUCCGGGGACAUGGAUGGGCUGCCAAAGAGCUCCCCCAGUAAUUUGGGGGCCCUGAGCAACCCCCCCGGGACCCCUCGCGACGACGCCGAGCUGAGCAGCAAUUUCCUAAAUCCCUUCCAAAGCGACAGCUACUCGCCCAGCAUGACAAUGAGCGUGUGAGCCCCGCGCCGAGGCCGCCGAAAACAGCCAGACGCCCUCACCCACCACCGAAAAAAAAAAAAAAACCCCAAAAAAAAAACAAAACAAAAAAAAAAAAAAUUCAUUAAUUUUAAUGAUCAGCCCACCCACUCUCCCCUCCCCGUCACACCCAAAUCCCGCCCCCCCACCUUUAUCAGCGCCCCCCCCCUCAAAAUUUUGUCCUGCCCUUCCUUUUUAUUAUUUUUCUUUUUUUUUUUUUUUUUUUUCCAAAUGAACACUAAAACAAAAAAACAAAAAAAAAAAAAAAGCGCGGGAGAAAAGAAAAAAAAAAAAAAAAAAGAAUAAUAAUGAUGAUUAGAAAUAAGUCACGUGACUUAUUUGCUGCCCCCCCUUUCUCACCCCAGAACUGGGACCCCCCCCCCCCCCUCCUCCUUCCAGCACUGGGACCCCCCCCCCAGUUUUCCAGCACUGGGAGCCCCUUUUCCAGUCCUCCCCACUCCCCUGAACUGGGAGCAUUGGGAUUGACCCCCCCAAAAUGCUGGGACCCCAUUUAUUGCCCCCCCCAGCACUGGGACCCCGUUUGUCCCCCCCUCCUCCAGCACUGGGGACCCCCCCCCCCAUUCCCACCCGCGGGGUCGGUGCUGGGAGGGGGGUCUGGCACUGGGGGGGUGCUGAGGGGGUUUUUGGGGUGUUUUGCCCUCCCACCAAGCCUGGGGAGGGGGAUUUUUUUGGGGGGGUUUCAUGGCAUUGUGCCCCCCCUCCCCUCCAUGGCAGGUGGUGCCAAUCCCUCCCUCCCCCAAUUUUGGGGGGGGGGUUUCACUGAGCUGUGCGCCCCCUCCCAGUUCUCCCAGUGCCCCCCCAAACCACUGAAUCCUGGAAAAGGGGGGGGGGGCAGAACCAGCACAGCCCCCUCCCCAAAAUCCGAGCUGUGCUGGGGGAGGGGGAAUGAUGGGGGGGUGGGGCCAAGCCGUGACCCCCCCGUGGAGCGCCCCCCGCCCCCCCAGCGCCGAGCAGCCCCCCCAGCCCCGUCUGUGUGCUCAGCCAGCACUGUGACCCCCGGCCCCCCCCGAGCGCCAGACCGGGGCCCCCC